Molecule: messenger RNA, 1262 nt
Organism: Elaeis guineensis (African oil palm)
Lineage: Eukaryota; Viridiplantae; Streptophyta; Magnoliopsida; Arecales; Arecaceae
Source: RefSeq, a predicted model, not a curated record
AGACCCGAUCUCUUCCCACCCAUUCUCGAUUCCUCUACCGAGAUAUUUUCUCCCCUACCGCUUCUUCUAAAUUCCAUGCUCCCCUCUGUAUCUUUCUCUAUAUAAAUGCUAGAUAUGUAAUUGCUUCAUUUGAUGACCAUCAGAUAUCUUAAACGGUUCCAUUCCACGUGACGGUGUCGCCGGAGGAUGGGAACAGAGCAUCGUAGCGGCCGACCGGGAUCUUAUUACGCCGUGCUGGGCGUCCGUCCGGACGCUCCCGCCACGGAGAUUCGUAGCGCUUAUCGGAAACUCGCGAUGAAAUGGCAUCCGGAUAGAAGAAGGGGGAGGGAGCCAUGGCUGGUAGAGGAGGCCAACAAGAGAUUCCAGCAGAUCCAAGAGGCCUACCAAGUGUUGUCGGAUGGAAAGAGGAGAACAUUGCAUGAUGCAGGCCUUUACGAUCCAGUACAAGACGACGAAGAGGAAGUCGAGGGAUUUCAUGACUUCGUUCAAGAAAUGCUGACGCUCAUGGCCAACGUGAGGAGAGAGGUAAUUUUAUUUAUUUUCAACUUCGUAUAUGUAUACUUUUUCUUGUUCUUUUGGUACAGUAAAUAUUUUGGUUCCGCGGGAGAAGUUCUUGAGGAUGGCCUGGUUACUUCUGACCUCACGGUCUUUGUUGGACGGCAAAUACGAUUUAGAAAGGAAUUCUUUUACAUUUAGCCAUGGAAAAGGAAUAUAAUUUGGAGGAGCUACAGCGUAUGUUGGCCGAGAUGGCACAGGAUUUUGCCACGCUGCCACCGCAGCCGCCUUGGUUCGACGCUGGAGGAGCUUCCAGAAGUUCGAAGAGGUUCCACGAGGACACGGAUCCGACGGACACGAGGAAACGUCGCAUGCACGUGUCGAGCGUGGAGUUGUUCGGGAGCACCGGUUACGGCUGAGGGCUUACUUUUGUGUUGUCUGGUGCCGAGAAAUCGGCGCCCUGCAGGCUGUAGAUAGAAGGAUUUUUGAGACUCGAAGUGAAAGAGUUGAGUUCAGGCUUUGUUUAGCGUUGGUUGCAUCAACUGUUGUGUUGUUUGGAUUGCCUGAGUGUUUGUAUGGUUCUUUGAUUGGUGGUCGGGGUGUGUCAUGCACUCAUGCUACCUCACCACUUACUGAACAGUGCUCUUCCAGCGUUUCAUGGCUGUUCGAUGUUUAGGUCUAACGUGGGCUCUGAGUCCUCUCUUCUCUUAUCUUUGUACACAUGCUGGACUUUCAACUUAAGCAUUUGACUCGUUAGUUUUCAUCAA